GUUAGGACUCCAGGAGGUGGCUUUCUCAACGCAGCCUCUGGAGCUGGAGCUCCGAGGCGUGAAGAGCGCCGAAGCGGUGCGCAUUUUGCUGGACUUCCUCUAUGCUCGACCCACUUGGAUGGAACGAGAGGUCACCACAGACACCUGCAAGGACGUGAUGCACCUAGCCUCAGAGUUGAAGCUGCCGGCCCUGAAGGAGCAGGGCUUACAGUGGAACCGGCUCCUCACCGCGCCAGCGGCACCGCUACCUACGGUGGACUCCGACGUGGAGGCCGCCAGCGACGUCGAAGAGGAGGUGUCGAAGAACGAAGCAGAGGCGGUGGAGAGCCCAGAGGUCUUUCUGAAGAUGCGCUGCAUCAAGUUCGACGCAAAGACUGUACCGAUGCCUCCUGUGACCAGCGCACAGGAAGCAGCUGAAGCGGCGGGCGAGAUCUACAAUCGCCAGGACUCGACGUUUCUGGCGAAUCUGGUCCGCGUCUUUUGGGAAUGGCCAAUUUGGUUAGAGCCAGCCUUGCAGCAGUCUCCCGUCUUCCUUCGCACCAUGGACGCUGACAGGUUCAAGCGGCUCAUACCUUUCGUGGCUUAUCAGUGGAAGGACGGACCAUGGCAGCAGGCCUACACGCGCUUGGGCUUUGAUCCACGAGUGGCACCUGAUGAGGCAUUGCCAUGUCAGGUGAUCCACUUCAAAGACGAGUCCUUUCGAGGCAGAGGACGGGAGUUGCCGCAACCCAGCGAUGACAUCAGCUUUCAGAAAGCUCCAACGGCUCGAAAUCAGCUGUUUCAGUUGGAGUACCUCAAAGACGAUGAGUGCAUCAACGACUUGCUGACCGGCUUCGAGCCCCACUGUGGCGACUGCGAUCGUCGCCAUGGAUUUCUUGGCGAGAUGUUGUACGAGGUGAUCAUCGAACGUUUGAAAGUGAAAGCUUCGGAGCUUCACUGCAAGAAGCGCAAGUCCAGCGGUGGCCGCACCGUCACACGAAAGGCCAUGCGAAGAGGAUGA
Molecule: messenger RNA, 1000 nt
Organism: Cladocopium goreaui
Lineage: Eukaryota; Dinophyceae; Suessiales; Symbiodiniaceae
Source: the annotation of a GenBank genome assembly